Molecule: messenger RNA, 639 nt
Organism: Aphanomyces astaci
Lineage: Eukaryota; Oomycota; Saprolegniomycetes; Saprolegniales; Verrucalvaceae
Exons: 1
Coding region: 1-639 (212 amino acids)
Source: RefSeq, a predicted model, not a curated record
AUGACUCGCCCGACCAAGACGCUCAAGGCAAAGACACCCACGAAAAAAGACCUUCAGGAACAAGUCCGGCUCCUCCAAGAAGCCAUGCAUGGAACUGUCGGCGUCGAAGCCGCCGCGUGUGCAGAUCAGGUGGUUCAAGUCACGUUGCCACCGACCUUUUACAGGGAUGAUAUGGUGGUUACUUUGCUCGAGCUCCGGUACGGCCGCUUCAAGGAGACUUUCAGCAAGUGCAACUCAAAUCAAAAGGAGUGCAGUUUGUGGGAACGUCUGCGCCUGCAGUUCAACAUUAUUGUUGGAGGAGAUAACGCUGUCACAACAACGUCGUUAAAGAACAAGGAGUACGACAUCCGUGCCAAGUACAAGGCUAUUCGCAUCAAGGAAGCUGCGACGGGGAACGACUCCGACAUCCCUAUCGACUAUCCCGUUUACUGGGAUGACAUGGUUGCAGCGUUUGGGGACAUGCGAGGAUUAGGCGACGUCGAGUUUGGAGAUGAUGUUCCAUUCCCAACAGAAAACAGUGGUCAAGCAAACAAGCGCAAGGCGGUGGAUGACUUGGAGAGCCAGCGACAACAACGAUCCAAAUCCAAGGUUGACAUUGGUGCCGGUCUGGUGUCCUUGGGCGAUGCGUUGGCUAAAUGA